GUAAAUCCUUUGUGUAUAUAUAUACACAGUCUAAGCUUAGAAAUUGUGAGCUAAAUACUCAGAAACAUAACUUACUAGCCUUUUAAUUCUUGGGUGUUCAGAAGCUAAUCUAACUUCUAUUCCACGAGGACAGACAGGUUGGAUUAACUACCAGUACUCCAACCAAAUAGUCAACCCAACAACUUCCAACAUACCUGAGUAGUGCUCCAAGUUUCAGAUCACGAAUUCCUGCACUGCUUCAUGUCCAUGGACAAGCAUUUGUCAACCAAGACACCAGAAUCCAUACAGAAUUGCUCUCAUGAGCUCUCAGAUCAUCGCAACAGCAACUCAUCUCAUCGCUUCAGCUAUCUCACCAGUUUUCCAUGCUGCAGAACCAUACCCACUCUUGCUGCUCCACUCCUUGACACACCAGUGAUCAAGGAGCCCAAUGAGCAUUCCACUAAAGCCUCUCGCCGGUCCUACUCUGCCCCAUCCAUAUUCACCUGCAUCAAGGAAAGUCAAGCCCUGGCACUCGAUGCCGAACCUGCAGAUUCUCCGACCACGCGUUCACCAUGGAUUGUGCGGCAAGCCAUAGUUGGAGCAAUCCUGUACAUCUCGGUAGGGAUCAUCGUCUUCAUGGUGAGGCAAGGGAGCUUCAAGGGGCACAGAACGUUUCCACUGGUCGACGGGCUAUACUUCGCCAUCGUGAGCAUGUGCACAAUCGGGUAUGGCGACAUAGUGCCUCACACCAGCUUCACCAAGCUCUUUACCUGUGCGUUCAUUCUGGUGGGCUUCGGCUUCGUGGAUGUCCUCCUCAAUGGGUUGCUGACCUACGUGCUCGACAAGCAGGAGGCAGUGCUGCUCAGCGCCGUAGACGAGAGCCGUCGCAAUGUGAUCUUCAGGACGUAUGUGAUGGACAUGAGGAAGGGGCGGAUGAGGGUGCGGAUGAAGGUGGGGUUGGCACUGUGUGUCGUUAUCUGCUGUGUUGCGGUGGGGACUGUGAUGGUGCACGUCCUGGAGGGGCUGGCUUGGCUCGACAGCUUCUAUCUCUCGGUGACCUCCGUGACGACAGUGGGGUACGGGGACUACACCUUCUUGACGAUGAAGGGGAGGCUGUUUGCAUCAGUGUGGCUGCUGGUGAGCACUCUCGCUGUCGCCAAGGCGUUCUUGUAUCUGACCGAGCUCAGGAUCGAGAAAAGGAAUCGAAGGACUGCAGAGUGGGUGCUCAAGAGGAAGAUGACCGCGGGAGAUCUGAUGGCAGCAGACCUGGACAAUAAUGGAUCCAUAAGCAAAUCAGAGUUUGUGAUCUACAAGCUCAAGGAGAUGGGGAAGAUCUCAGAGAAGGACAUCAUGUUAAUCUGCAACCAGUUUGAUGAACUCAACGCUGGGAAGUGUGGAAAGAUCACGCUGUCAGAUCUCGUCCAAGAGUCACCACUGACAAAUCCAUGGAAGAACAGCUGAGCAUAUGGCCUGCAAAACCAAAACGUACUCCAUACAUACUUGUAUACACAAUUAACGUAUUGUUCAUCCAUAAACUAUGGAACUCAGAAAUAGUUGACACAAGUAAUGUUAAGAUGAACUUGGUCGUCUACUGUCAUUUGCCUUCUCAAUGGCUAAAACGCUUUUUACUGGGGAACAUGUACAUAGCUAAACAGUACCUUAAAUUGCUAGCCCUGUAAAUCUAAACUUGCAGAAGGUCUACGCUUACAAGCAACAUACCCAUUUUCUAACUUUUGUACCAUACAUUGCAUCUAGUUAGUAAUACUACAAAUAAGAUGACAAAUACUAUAGGUUAACAAAGAAAUGUUACAUAAAAUGUUUAUACUAUAACCAUACCUGGGUGUCAAUUUGAAGUUCAAAUUGUCUGAUCUCUUCUUUGAGUGUUAGAACUCCAGUUUGACCAUACAAAAUUCCUGACAGUCAAUUGUAGAUACUAAUUUUGCACCAUCAAGUUCAAUAAAUUACUAUCAGCAAGUUGGAAAAAAAAUCAAAUGCAAAGUGGUUGUAACUCUAAAAAAUGAGCAUAAGUAUCACUAGCUGAUUACUUGGCACCUCAACAGCUGUGUGGCCUCUUGAAUCAGUCAUGCUUGCACAUGAUUAUGCUGCUUAUCCAGGUAAGAGAAUUGUCAUAUAGUACUACUAAAACAGAAUGUAACAGAUAGUAGCAAUGAACUAAAACAAUAGCCCCUUCAGCCAAUAACAUUGCAGUAUAUAGUGAGCUUAACAACAUGAAGACACUAUUUAUUAGCUUAUCUCAAACCUAACAAAAUAACAACCACACCACUUGUAUGCCUAAGAAAAGUCAUCCUGAACAAUUUAUAAGUACUAAAUAAAAUUUUCAACCAGUUAAUCCAUUGAAAACCUCAUUAAAGUUCAAAUCAGCCACAAAAAGGAAAAAAAACUACAGAUGAGACCAAACAAUCAAGAUAUCAUGAGAAAAUGACAUUGUAAGUUAAGUGACAUUGAAUGAGACAACUGAGGAUAGCAUAAGCUCUACCAUCCUAUAAACAAACAUGAUCUGAGAGAUUCAUGAACACCAACCAGCUCAUCCAAGUCCCUCAACCAAGUUUUGGACCUCAUCAUGAACCAUAUCAUCAUUUACAUUAUUACAGAUAACAUUACAAUGUGCAACAUCAAUAAUGCAGUACAGUAACGACAACUCAGGACCAAGAA
This is a messenger RNA of Musa acuminata subsp. malaccensis (wild Malaysian banana), 2652 nucleotides long. RefSeq names its product two pore potassium channel c-like. Gene Ontology annotation, biological process: potassium ion transmembrane transport; stabilization of membrane potential. The record is from RefSeq and is a predicted model, not a curated record. NCBI's taxonomy places the organism in Eukaryota, Viridiplantae, Streptophyta, Magnoliopsida, Zingiberales, Musaceae. Gene Ontology annotation, cellular component: plant-type vacuole membrane; plasma membrane. Gene Ontology annotation, molecular function: potassium ion leak channel activity; outward rectifier potassium channel activity.